Molecule: messenger RNA, 915 nt
Organism: Colletotrichum aenigma
Lineage: Eukaryota; Fungi; Ascomycota; Sordariomycetes; Glomerellales; Glomerellaceae
Exons: 1
Coding region: 1-915 (304 amino acids)
Source: RefSeq, a predicted model, not a curated record
AUGACUUCCACGCAACAAGACCAUAUCGUCCUUCUAGUCGAUACUCCCUUCUUUGACAACCUUCCCGCCUGGGUUACCGACAACUUCACCGUCACCCCUGGGGGCUACCACGAUGGCCAACCAUCUCGCAACAAAUUGGUCAUCUUCGCCGAUGGCACCUACCUUGAGUUCUUCAACUGGUACGAUAAGCCACCGGCUCUGGAUAAUGAGAAGUUGCCGAUGAGAUUCUGGGGCCCUAAAUCCCCGGGGCUGAUCGACUUCGCCAUCACCGAUACAACCCACUCCGCAGAACAAUCGGUGGGGACGGUCAACGGACGAUUGUCCGAGGGGCCCGAGAAAGACGCCGGCCUUGGCGUCAAAUUCGGCAAACCGAUUGCGGGCUCACGCAAGAAGGCUGACGGUGUGGAGAUCAGCUGGAAGGUCACGCGGCCGGAGUUCUCCCAAGGCGACAAGACGCCCGGCCAAGAGCUCUUCGCCGACGGCAGAAUCGACGUCCCGUUCUUCUGCCACGACGUCACCCCGCGAGCAGGAAGGGUUCCAAGUGAGGACGAGAAGAAGACAACACACCCUUGUGGUGCCACUGGCAUUGCGGCCUGCGAGAUCCUCGUGCCCAAGCACCUGCUGACCGAGUACGCUCAUGUCUACUCCAAGAUUCUCGGCACCAAGUCCGAGCCUGCCGCCGGACAGAGCUCGUACACCUUCGACAUCGGCGUGCCGCAGGGGUCUUCCCGAUCCGCGGUGGUAGUUCGCGCUGCUGAGACUGAGAAAGACGUCAAGCGCAUGCAGGAGAGGGGAGUUGGCUUCUCCGAUCUUAUUCUUGCCGUCAAGGGCGAUGCCCCUGGUGGUGAUGCGAAGCGCCCGUUGGGCUCCACGGGCAUCGAGUCUACGAUCUGGUUGGAAAAGUCGAAGUCUUAA